Messenger RNA from Phlebotomus papatasi, 2085 nucleotides. RefSeq names its product serine protease inhibitor 28Dc (gene Spn28Dc). Lineage: Eukaryota; Metazoa; Arthropoda; Insecta; Diptera; Psychodidae. Gene Ontology annotation, molecular function: serine-type endopeptidase inhibitor activity. The transcript is spliced from 5 exons. The record is from RefSeq and is a predicted model, not a curated record. The coding region runs from base 205 to 1974 and encodes 589 amino acids.
GUACUCAUAGACUGAAGAAUUGCUGAGAGAGAUUCUCGCGAGUUUGCCGGAGUAUUUAGUGGUCUGUAACUUCCCAGUUGAGAUCAGUCGUGCGAGAGGCAAGCUCGUGGAAACAGUGCUCAACAGGUGUGACUUUUCCCUCUUGGUGGAUUAUUACCUAUCCUAGAAACCUGUUCUCCAGCAGAGACUCCCCAACAUUCCAAUAUGCCGAAACAGCUGGUGAUUUUCGGCCUCAUUUGUACAUUGAGCUUUACUAAUGGAAUGGGAUUAUCCCUCGAUGAUUUGAUAGCACAGAGUGGAUUUAAGCCCGUGGAUGCCGUAGAUUAUAUACCAAGUAGCUCGAAUCUCGAUCCUACAACUCUCCUGAGGAGAGAUGUGACCAGUGCUUCUGCUCUGCAACAUGAUCACACGUCCAAAAAUGUCCUGAAUUUGGCUCAUAAAAUUGGAAAAACCCUAUUGACUUCUGAGGAUACCAAAGUAAUUGUUUACUCUCCAGUUAGUAUUGCUGGAGCUCUUCAGCUGGUUCUCUUAGGAUCCAAUGGGGAGACUUACAAUGAACUUCUGCAACUUCUCUCAGUCGAUGAUCCUAGGAGUCUGCACAAAGAUUUCGGGGAUUCGAUUAAUGAUCUGCUAGCCACAAGCGUUGAUGAUGUGAAUGGAGGGAAUGAAAGGACGAAUACAAUAACAACAGGAGCAGGAUCUCUAGAUCAUCGAGUGUCCAUCGUCAAUGGAAUCUUUGUUCAAAAUGGUUUUUCUAUUCGACCUGACUACAGAUCUGUUGUGGAAUCAAUUUAUAGGAGUGAAAUCACUGAAUUGGACUUUGAAAAUCACCCUGAUCAAGCUGUUUCCUUCAUUAAUGACUGGGUAGAGAAGUCGACAAACGGAAAGGUGAAGAACAUCGUGUCUGAGUCCUUGUCUACAGAUACUAGAGUCAUUAUAGCAUCAACUCUAUAUUUCAAUUCUCGCUGGAAGGACACAUUCAUUGAAGGAGGCACUAAACGCAGGGAAUUCUAUCCUGAUGGCUUAUCAGGACGACAUAUCGUGGUUGACAUGAUGUCAUUUGGUGGAAGACUUCCGUACUACUAUGCCAGAGAAUACAAUUGCCAGAUAAUUGGUGUUCCCUACAAAAACAAUCUCAGCACAUUCUACAUUAUCGUACCGGAUGACUCAAACGCUUUUAAGCUGAGGCAACUUCAGAAGGAUCUCACACCAGAUAAGAUCGACUACAUGAUUUCCAAGAUGACCCUGAAUACCUCAAUCCUACUCCUUCCCAAAAUGCACCUAACGUCUGAGUUCAAGUUGAAAGAAGUGCUCAGUCAACUCGGGGUUAGAACGCUGUUUGAUGAACAUUUAGCUGAUCUGUCAUUGAUCACCGAUCAGGAUAUUUAUGGAAAAAUCGGCAAGCUUGUUCCCUCGGCUCUUACUCAAGCAGGAGGCAAUGCUGCUUCUAAUCAUCAUCAUCAGUACGAAAACCGCGAGGACUUCCUGAUCUUCUCGAGAUUACGGGGUGACGACGAUGAGGAUCACGAUGAGAUGGAUAUGCACAAUGUCGAUAGUCACCGAAGGAAGAGAGCUACAUAUAAAGUGGCCAGCAAGUUUGAUUAUGAAUCUGAACCACUAACCCUCAAAGAUUUUGUUCUGAGGAAGAGAAUCACAAAGCCACAUGCUGAGAAGAAGCUCUCACGAUCACGAAGACAAGUCCCAGACGUUGAAAGUUUAAAAAAUCUUUCUGAACUUCGAAGCAGGGUAACCAACAACCCCGGACUCUUUGCCAGCGAAGUUAUCCACAAAGUUGAUCUCACAAUUAACGAAAAAGGAACGGAAGGAGGAGCUGCCACUUUGACCUUCCUUCACAAAACUGGCACAGAUGUUGUGUUAAGGGUCAACGUGCCAUUCAUGUUUCUCAUUCGCAAUGAGGCAACGAAGCUACCACUCUUUUAUGGAACUGUCUUUGAGCCUCAAGAACAUCCCUAAAGAACAAACCUUUUUUUUAUUUAUUUCAAAUAAACUCAUCUUAAGUUUGUGUACAAAACAGCGGUAGUUUAAAAACAAUAAAUGGUAUUUUCCAGUGAUCUAUAUACUAAA